Molecule: messenger RNA, 2546 nt
Organism: Chondrus crispus (carragheen)
Lineage: Eukaryota; Rhodophyta; Florideophyceae; Gigartinales; Gigartinaceae
Exons: 2
Coding region: 1-2397 (798 amino acids)
Biological process (GO): rRNA processing
Cellular component (GO): nucleus
Molecular function (GO): ATP binding; nucleic acid binding; RNA helicase activity
Source: RefSeq, a predicted model, not a curated record
AUGCCGGGUUCAAAACGGACUCGCAGCGGCCGCCAACGCGCCAAUCCCAGCGCCGCAACUAAUCCUCGGAGGAAGGAGGAAGCAGAACUUGCGCGGUUGUCAAAGGCGGUCUCAGAGAUUCCGCGGUUUAGUGACCGUUUUCAGCUUUUCCGACAGAAUCGCCGCCAACGGGCAAAGAAGAUUUCGCAGCAGAAAAAUUCAACUGAGCAAGACGAUGAGGUCCAAAACCCUGUCUUUAAAGCAGCUCGGUUUUCUGAUUUACCGCUUUCCAAGAGAACUCUGGAUGGUCUUGUUGCAGCAGGCUUCACAGAACUAACGGGCAUCCAAAAGAACGCUGUGCCGCAGGCAUUAGCUGGCCGUGACGUAUUAGCAGCAGCUCCAACCGGGUCUGGUAAGACUCUUGCAUUCAUAAUACCUCUCCUGGAGGUACUUUGGCGAAACAAAUGGAAUACACUCGAUGGGCUCGGUGCCCUUGUGUUGAGUCCCACCCGAGAACUCAGUAUGCAAAUUUUUCAAGUGCUGAGGUCUGUGGCGAGGAAGCACACAAUUUCGGCAGGCCUUGUCAUCGGUGGGAAGGAUUUCGAUAGUGAACGGGAAAAAGUUGGAAACAUGAACGUUCUCGUCGCAACUCCUGGCCGAAUGCUACAUCACAUGGACCAUGUUGCUGACCUGGAUUGCUCCAACUUGCAACUGCUGGUUUUAGAUGAGGCGGAUAGGAUUCUUGACAUGGGGUUUGCAAGAACUGUCGAUGCAAUUCUGGACAAUCUCCCAAAGGGAAGGCAAACCUUGCUGUUCUCUGCCACGCAGACUAAGAAUGUCAAGUCUCUGGCUCGGCUUUCGUUAAGAGAACCUGAGUAUGUAGCCGUGGCCAGUCGUGAAUCGCCGACUGAGACGGGAAAGUUGGCGAACGAGAAUGAAGGCCUCGGCAACGGCAAGCGGAAUGAGAACACUUCUGGUAUCAGAAUUGUGGGAACUCCAGUUGGGCUUUCGCAGUCAUUCGCUGUUGUGCCCGUGCACGAUAAGUUGUCUGUUCUGUGGUCGUUCAUUAAGACCCAUUUGAAGUCAAAGAUGAUAAUUUUUUUUGCGACUGGAAAGCAGGUGAGGUUCGCGUUUGAAACUUUUUGCAAACUGAGACCAGGGAUGUCCUUGCUUCAUAUUCAUGGAAACAUGAAGCAAAUGAAACGCACAGAUAUGUAUGAUAUAUUUUGCCGCACCAAGUCAGCUGCUUUGUUUGCCACUGAUGUAGCAAGUCGGGGCCUCGACUUCCCAGACGUGGAGUGGGUUGUUCAAGUAGAUUGCCCAGACGACGUCGGAACUUAUGUACACCGUGUUGGUAGAACUGCACGCUUCAAGUCUCAGGGGAGAGCUAUGUUACUGCUCAGCGAGGGGAAAGAGGAAGGAUUUCUGUGCAGAUUGAAAGAAAAAAAUCUAGAAUUACAUCGGACGAAGAUCAACCCCAACAAGGUCACUUCGAUCGAGCCCCGAAUUGCAGCAACUGUGGCAUCUAACCAGGAGCUCAAGAAGCUUGCUCAGAGGGCUUUUAUGUUUUACGUGAAGUCUCUCUACCAGCAAAGCGAUAGGGAAGUAUUUGACAUCGAUGGGAUUGAUUUCAGACUCCUUGCGAAAAGCUAUGGCUUAUCACUGGUCCCGAAAAUUUCUUUCAGGAAAGCAGUUGGUGUGGGUCAUGCGGACAAAGAAGCAAAAGAGAACCAAAAAACUGUCUUUGGGUACAAAACCCGUCGAGACCGUGAAAAGACGAAGCCACUAGAAAAAACAGCAGGCUUAGAGGACAGGGAAAAUAACGCAUCGCCGCGAGAAGAUGAUCAUAGCGGGGGAGGAGAGGUACUAACCCUGAAGAAGGUUCAUGAAACUUGGGAAGGGGACACCAAUGCUGGCGAGGCGGGUGACAGCAUUCAUGAGGUUUCCGAGGUGAUUCGGAAACGCAAGAGGCGAAAACUGGAUUUGCUAAAAGCAAUGCCUAGCGCCAAUCGUCUCAUAUUUACCGACGAUGGGAAGGCCGUCAGAGCGUCUGACAUGGGGAAUGACAAUGAAGACUCAUCGGAUGCGGAAGACCAUCAUGGUAUAUCUGACUACGCAAUGACGGUAUCAUCUCGUUUGGCCCAGAAUGCUGAAGAGGACAAAGAUCGUGAGAGAGAGCGAGUGCGAUCAAUUCAUGCCCGCAAACGGGCGCUGAAGCGUGAAUUAAAUAGAGUUAUUCGGCCUGCCGCAGAUUCCCAGGUCUCUAUUGACCAGGGCUAUAGCGACGAUUCAGGAAGCGAAGUUCAUGAAGAUGGGGGCUCUGGUAAUGUGAGCUCUAGUGCUGAAGAUCAAGUGGCAGAUUCAUCCAUUGUUGAUGAGGAAAGACUGGCGUUGCAGAUUCUUAAUUCUCGAAAUUAAAGGAUUGUCUUGCCAGGCCAGAUCUUAUGCUACAUUGCCAUACUCAUCCCAGCCAUGUGGCGGUAGCGGUAAAGGUUUAGUUAAGUUUGUACAGUACAUCAGUGAAGCAUUAAUUGAGGAUCAGUUAAUGAAGUUAGUUCAUUUGAAAA